AUGGCGUCCUCUUCGUAUGCGCCAGUGCCUACGACAGCCGAUGACGAGUCCGCCGCUUCCAGAGGGCCACCGGCCGCGCACAUGGCCACGACAACGGUGAAGGUGGACGGGAUGACAUGUGGAGCAUGUACCUCGUCAGUGGAGAGUGCGUUCAAAGAUGUCCCCGGUGCAGGGAACGUAUCUGUCAGUUUGGUGAUGGGCAGGGCGGUGGUCCAUCAUGACCCGUCGCAGCUACCGGCGGAUAAAGUAGCUGAGCUGAUCGAGGAUCGGGGCUUCGAUGCGCAAGUUCUAUCCACCGACCUUCCAGAUACCCAGGCAGACGAGAUCGAGGACGACGGUCCGGAGAUGGUGACAACUACUUUGGCAGUGGAAGGAAUGACCUGCGGUGCUUGUACCUCAGCGGUCGAGGGAGGAUUAAAAGAGGAGGCCGGCGUGCGAUCGAUAAGUGUAUCUCUUCUGUCAGAGCGUGCGGUCGUGGAACAUGACCCGUCCGUGAUCACGCCGGAGAAGAUUGCAGAAGUAAUUGAGGAUCGUGGAUUUGGCGCUACAGUGCUGGACACCAAACCGUCAGAGGCGCGGUCUUCGAAGACAAAGGGACCGGCUGAGGAGAAGCCCAAGUUCUUGACGACGACGGUCUCUAUUGACGGAAUGACCUGCGGUGCAUGCGCCUCGAGCGUCCAGAGAGCUUUUGACGGCGUCGAUGGUCUCCUGCAGUUCAACAUCAGUCUGCUGGCAGAGCGCGCAGUCAUCGCCCAUGAUCCUCUAAAGCUGUCUGCGGAGAAGAUUGUCGAGCUGGUCGAUGAUGCUGGCUUUGAUGCGCGCAUAGUGUCUUCCGAACCGCAUACAUCCGGGUCUUCCAAAACGUCCAAGUCAGUAAACCUUAGCCUCUAUGGUCUUACAGAUGCUGCUGCGGCAACCUCUCUGGAAGAAACAGUCCGCCAGAAACCCGGCAUCAUCUCAAUAUCUAUAUCCGUGGCUACAUCACGGGCCUCUGUCAGCUACAACUCGUCCAUCAUCGGUAUCCGCUCCAUCGUGGAGACUAUCGAGGCCGCUGGCUUUAAUGCUCUGGUGUCCGAUUCAGAUGAUAAUAAUGCGCAGUUGGAGUCCUUGUCAAAGACAAAGGAGAUUCAGGAGUGGAGACGGGCGUUCCUGUUCUCCCUCUCUUUUGCUAUUCCGGUCUUCCUUCUGGGCAUGAUCGUCCCUAUGUAUCUGAAGCCGCUGGACUUUGGCAAGUUCCAGAUAUUGCCUGGUCUCUACCUGGGGGAUCUCAUCUGUCUGGUCCUUACGAUCCCAGUACAAUUUGGUAUUGGUAUGCGCUUCUACGUUGCCAGUUUCAAGUCUCUGAAACACCGUUCUCCCACGAUGGACGUCCUGGUCAUGUUGGGCACAUCGUCUGCCUUCUUCUUCAGUGUCUUCACCAUGUUCAUGGCUAUCUGGUACCCGCCGCACACACGACCGCAUACCGUCUUCGACACAAGCACCAUGCUCAUUACUUUCAUCACUCUUGGUCGCUGGUUGGAGAACAGAGCAAAGGGUCAGACGUCUAAAGCCCUAUCACGUUUGAUGUCUCUGACUCCCUCGAUGGCGACGAUCUACGAAGAUCCGAUCGCUGCCGAGAAAGCCGCAGAGGAGUGGGAAACCUCAGCGAAGUCGCCGCAGGAGAAGACUGACGAGGCCACCCCUGCUCACACACGAAACGCGGGUUUGAAAACAAUCCCAACCGAGUUGAUUGAGGUCGGUGACGUUGUCGUUUUGCGACCUGGUGACAAGGUAUCGGCCGAUGGUAUUAUCAUCCGCGGAGAGAGCUAUGUUGACGAGAGCAUGAUCACUGGAGAGGCCAUUCCGAUCCACAAGAAGAAAGGCAGUCUCGUCAUCGCUGGUACUGUCAACACGGCUGGCUCGAUGGAUUUCAAGGUCACCAGAGCCGGUCGAGACACUCAACUUAGCCAGAUCGUCAACCUCGUGCAAGAAGCCCAAACGAGUCGAGCGCCUAUCCAGCGUAUGGCUGAUGUCGUCGCCGGUUAUUUCGUCCCCACCAUUAUUUCCCUUGGAUUGAUCACUUUCAUCGGCUGGAUGAUUCUCAGUCACAUCCUCCCCAAUCCGCCAAAGAUCUUCAAUGCGGCAGGUAACGGAGGGAAGGUCAUGGUAUGCCUGAAGCUCUGUAUUUCCGUCAUUGUCUUUGCCUGUCCUUGUGCCCUUGGCCUUAGCACUCCCACAGCGGUCAUGGUUGGCACGGGAGUGGGCGCCGAGAAUGGUAUCCUCGUGAAGGGAGGCGCUGCCUUGGAAGCCGCAACAAAGAUCAACCAUGUCGUGUUUGACAAGACAGGAACCUUGACCGUAGGAAAAAUGAGCGUCGCUGAGACGAGAAUGGAACGCAUUUGGUCAUCCAACGACUGGCGCCGGCGUCUAUGGUGGCUGAUUGUUGGUCUCGCGGAGAUGGGAAGUGAACACCCGGUGGGAAGAGCUAUCGUCGAAGCUGCUAAGGUGGAGACUGGAGGCUCUAGCGAAGAGACGCUGGAUGGCAGUGUGGGCGAUUUCGAAGCUACUAUCGGCAAGGGAAUCUCUGCCGUCGUGGAGCCCAACUCUGGUGUUGAACGCACGCGGUACCGCGUCCUGCUGGGAAAUGCGUCCUUCCUCCGGGACCAGGAUGUGCAGGUCCCUGAAGCCGUUGACCCCGACUCUCAGCCUCCUGACGAGUCUGCCUCUGCGUUUUCUGUGCCGUCAAAGCCAAAUGACUUCGCCGGGCUGACCCUUAUUCAUGUGGCCGUCGACGGUCAGUACGCGGGCACCAUCUCGCUCCGCGACUCGCUCAAGCCAUCCGCUGUUGCUGCAGUUGCCGCAAUUCAUCGUAUGGGCUUCAAGACCUCACUCAUCACAGGCGACACAUACUCCACGGCUCUGUCCGUUGCGAAGGCAGUGGGCAUCCCACCUGUGUCAAUCCGCGCUUCCGUGUCUCCCUCCCAAAAGCAGACCAUCGUUGCCGAGCUUCAGGCCGGCGGAGAUCGUGUCGCAAUGGUUGGAGAUGGUGUCAACGACUCGCCAGCCCUGGCUACCGCGUCUGUGGGAAUUGCGCUCGCAUCGGGUACCGACGUCGCCAUGGAAGCAGCCGACAUUGUGCUCAUGCGACCGGAUGACCUGCUGUCUGUUCCCGCCAGCUUCUCCUUGGCCCGCUCGAUCUUCAACCGCAUCAGACUCAACCUCAUGUGGGCCUGUGUCUACAACAUCAUCGGUCUACCGUUCGCCAUGGGUCUUUUCCUCCCAUUCGGAGGCAUCACUCUACAUCCCAUGGCCGCUGGCGCCGCGAUGGCUGCAUCGAGUGUCUCCGUCGUCGUCAGCAGUCUGCUCCUCAAAUUCUGGAGCCGCCCACGCUGGAUGAGCGUCGAGAGGCUGGAAAAGGAAGUACAGACGGGCAAGAUCAGAUCUCACCUGUCUCGAGACCUGCGCUGGACCGAAGUCUUAGCAGCCUCCGUCCCAAGAUCUCCUCGUGGUGCGCUCGAUCAAUUCAAAGCUCUUGCUUCUGCCGCGAUUGGCAUUAUUACCGGCAAGGGAUCAACAGGAGCCAGAGGCGACGAAGGUUACAUUCCACUGCAAACGGUCGAACCAGUCUAA
This is a messenger RNA of Paecilomyces variotii, 3609 nucleotides long. Its product is annotated as putative copper-transporting ATPase. Lineage: Eukaryota; Fungi; Ascomycota; Eurotiomycetes; Eurotiales; Thermoascaceae. Bases 1 to 3609 code for a protein of 1202 amino acids. Gene Ontology annotation, molecular function: copper ion binding; P-type divalent copper transporter activity; ATP binding. The record is from RefSeq and is a predicted model, not a curated record. Gene Ontology annotation, cellular component: membrane. Gene Ontology annotation, biological process: copper ion homeostasis; monoatomic cation transport. The transcript has a single exon.